Molecule: messenger RNA, 2231 nt
Organism: Trifolium pratense (red clover)
Lineage: Eukaryota; Viridiplantae; Streptophyta; Magnoliopsida; Fabales; Fabaceae
Product: aspartic proteinase-like protein 1
Exons: 9
Coding region: 264-1961 (565 amino acids)
Biological process (GO): proteolysis
Molecular function (GO): aspartic-type endopeptidase activity
Source: RefSeq, a predicted model, not a curated record
UACUUUAUUCCGCCACCAAAAAAAAAAGGUUUGUUCUAUUCUAUCCGGUCACUCUCAGUCACCGAGAUACACAAACACUAUUACACUACACACUCAGAGCCAUGAAUCAAUGAUGCACACUGCGCACCUUCACUCAAUCCUUCUCCAUUCCUACGCGCUCCUUAAUCACACUCUUUACUUUCACUAAUUAACACUAAUCUCGACUUAAUCACUUUACAUACAACCACCCAUCGGAAAAAGUAACCACUAGAUCUCGAUCUCCGAUGUCGUCACGGUGGCGCUUCUUCCUUCUUUUUUUACUCUCGUUCACAGUUACUUACACAAUGCCGAUUCCAACCACUUUUUCUGUAAGACUAGUUCACCGGUUCUCCGAAGAAAUGAAACCGGUUCGGGUUUCGACCAGUGACUGGCCGGACCGGCGGAGUAUGCGAUAUUAUCAGAUGCUUCUGGAAAACGACUUUCUCAGACACAAGAUCAAUCUCGGUGCUGCUCGCCACCAGUUUUUGUUCCCUUCUCAAGGUAGCAAAACGAUGUCGUUUGGUAACGACUUUGGAUGGUUACAUUAUACAUGGAUUGAUAUAGGCACACCGAGUACUUCGUUUCUUGUAGCGUUGGAUGCAGGGAGUGAUCGUCUUUGGGUUCCCUGUGAUUGCAUACAGUGUGCUCCCUUGUCUGCGAGUUUCUAUUCCAAUUUGGAUAGAGAUUUGAAUGAGUAUAGUCCCUCUCGUUCGUUAUCCAGCAAGCAUUUAUCUUGCAGCCAUCGGUUAUGUGAUACGGGUUCAAAUUGUAAAACUAACAAGCAGCAGUGUCCGUACACGGUCAAUUAUUUAUCAGAGAAUACAUCAAGUUCUGGGUUGUUAGUUGAGGACAUAUUGCAUCUUCAAUCCAGCGAUGGCAGCAGUGGCAGCAAAUCUAAUUCUUCUGUUCAGGCUCCAGUUGUUUUCGGGUGUGGUAUGAAGCAAAGCGGUGGUUAUUUAGAUGGUGUUGCUCCGGAUGGUCUCAUUGGUUUGGGACCUGGGGAGAGUUCAGUUCCGAGUUUUCUUGCUAAAUCAGGAUUAAUCCGUGAUUCUUUUUCGCUGUGCUUUAAUGAAGAUGAUUCUGGUAGAUUAUUUUUUGGUGACCAGGGACCAAUCGUGCAACAGUCUACUCCAUUCUUGCCCUUGGAUGGAAUGUUUUCAACUUACAUUAUCGGAGUGGAGGCGUGUUGUAUCGGGAGUUCUUGUCCUAAAGUAACAAGUUUUAAUGCUCAGUUUGAUAGUGGAACAUCAUUUACGCUUCUUCCUGGUCAUGCAUAUGGAGCAAUAGCUGAGGAGUUUGACAAACAAGUAAAUGCUACACGAACUACCUUUCAAGGAUCUCCUUGGGAGUAUUGUUAUGUACCCAGUUCGCAACAGCUGCCUAAGAUUCCUACAUUGACACUAAUGUUCCAACAGAAUAACAGUUUUGUGGUCUAUAAUCCCGUGUUUGUAUCUUACAACAAUCAGGGAAUCAAUGGAUUUUGUUUGGCAAUACAGCCAGCCGAUGGGGAUCUGGGAAUAAUUGGGCGUAAGUUUACAUAUUUUCUCUACAAAAAUAUAAUGAUUGCCCCUAUUCUUGAUUCUGGAGAAAAGGAUAUUUUGAUCAUAAUGCCAAUAAAAUUAUUUGCAGAAAAUUUCAUGACGGGAUACCGGUUGGUAUUUGAUAGGGAAAACAAGAAGCUAGCAUGGUCACACUCAAACUGUCAGGAUCUCAGUCUAGGUAAGAGGAUGCCCAUCUCUCCUUCAAAUGGGUCAUCGUCAAAUCCGCUUCCUGCAGAUGAGCAACAAAGAACCAAAGGUCAUGCAGUUGCUCCAGCUGUUGCUGGAAGGGCUCCUCAAACACCUUCAGUUGUUUCAUCUCAGAUAUCACAGAUGGUUUCAUACCGGCAACAUUGGCACUACUAUUGGUUGCUUCUAUUUCAACUUCUGUCAGUAUUUUACUAAGACUUUCACGUUCUCAUUAUUUAUAGUAGCCUGCCUAGAAAGUGUUACAUGUGUAUCUAAGUCUGUCUGUUCUGUCCUAGGUUUGUAAGUAGUUUAGAUCUUACACCGUUCAAUGCUGUCUGUUAUUUUUACCUUGUCAGCAUUAACUUCCUAGAACUCAGUGAAACAUUUAUCUUAACCUGCAUUCUAGGUCGGGUGAGGUUAUGUAAAUUAAUUUGCUUGGUAUGAAGAUUUUUUCUUAUAAACAUUUUGAAUUCAUUUUUUUUUUUA